AGGCAGCAGUAGCGAAAGAGCAAGCACAACAUUCGUAUCGUUCAGUCGUUUCCGUGUGUGCCACGAAUAACUGUUCGCCGUAGUGGAUACAUAUUCAUAGUGCGUUUCCUAUCCAACACAGCGGAAUAAACCUUGAAUUUGUCUCAUAAAUCGAUUGUGGUGAUUAGCGACCGAAAGAAUCGUUUCCGAUCAGGAUGACAAUAAUUACAAGGCCCUUUGCGGAUGCAAAGAAAUCUGAAAAGACUAUCCUGCCAUUGGUGGGUAGCUCCGGAGCGGCCCCGUCAGCCCCGUCGGAUGUACCCCGCGAUGACGAAUCGGCAGCGUCUAGCAUUAUUCUGAUCCGCCGUGCCCGCCGGUUUUCAUCAGCCACCACUUAUAUCCUGUUUUUGAUUGCCCUGUUGGUAACAUCGUUGGGCAUCAUUGCCGGUGUGUUCUACUAUCGGCAGUAUGCUCACUCGAGAAAUCACCUACGAUUCCACGGCUUCUGUCAGAUUCCGUACGAUUCAUCCAACAUGAAUGACAACCAAAUGUACUACAUGAAUUCGAUGCUCCGUGACGCCUCCGAUGAUCUCAACUCGAUGCAACGGCUAGGUCAAUUCGAGGACCUAUUCAAACCGUUCCAGAACGACCUCAAUGAGAUGGAAAGCCGCAUGGAAGACGCGGAGAAGGAAGUAAGCGAACAAUUCUUCAAGGAGGAAUUCGAACUGGGUUUGUCCGAUGAUGAAAACUACUCCAAGAUCAACGUACCGGUAUUCCGUGGUCAGCGCCAGGGAAGGUUCUUGCACGAUUUCAAGUUCAACCAGUCGGGCAUCAUUGACAAGGACAACGGUCGGUGCUUUUUGAUGCCUCUUGAUCGAGAAACCGUGCUACCGCCCAAGUCGCUGCGUGAUUUGAUCGAAAAAAUGUGGAACGGGUACUACAAUAUCAACACAAGUACGGUUCGCAAGAACAUGCGCGUCAUCACUCCAGAGCUGGAGGAUCUGAGCGAUGUUUCACCGAGAAUCACCAAUGAGUGCAAGGACAUGAAGAUCUAUCGACUCGAAAAAAUAGUUUCUGGAGUUUUCAAACGAUCAGCCGAUCUUCAUCAGCACGCCAAGUACGCCGAAUUCGGAGGUAACCAUAUCACCGAGAUUGACAUCCAGAACUUGGAGGAUAUAGCGCAGUAGAGCUGAAAUACAGCUCAGCCGAAAUUGAUUUAUUUAUGUUAAACUACGUAUAGAAGAUGCAAACGCGCAACUACAAAACAGUAGACUACUAAAACCAAAAAAUUAACUUCACCAUUUGAGUGCGGAAGCUACCGAAAUUGAUACAGAAAUACACAUAUUUCAACUGUGGUGCAAAAAUUGUACGGGAUGGCCAGAUACAACGGUUUUAGCAUACGGAAUCUUAACUGAAGUGGUAUGAAGGAUCUUUAUGGCAAUUUGAUGCAGUACAAGUAAGUUGUGAAAAGCAGAUUAGAUACUCAAAUUGCACAGACUGUUUUUGGACUUGACAGCUGAGAAGCUCUAUUUUUUUAAAUAAAUUCUAUAAAAUUAACAUAAUGUUUGACUCAUAUGAAAGUUGUCCUGUUAGACCUUUUCACCUAUUCCCUAAUCUUUGCAUGUAGCUUUUGUGAAGCAACUCUGUGUAGAACAUCCGUAGUUAUUUUCUGAUGUGAUAUUAAUAUUUACUUCGGGAUUUUUUCUUUCAUUUUUUUAAACACAUAGUGUCCCCGUACAAAAAAAUUGCCUACAUCAACUAAACAGAUAUGUAUGCUUCAACGAACGAAACCGUUUAAAAUCUAAGAAAAAGAUACAUUGUAUGUAAUUGUUACCUGUGGAAGUGCAUCAAAUGGAGGAGAAUCAGAAGGCAAGAAGAUGAGGUGGUUUGCGAGUAACUAUGCAUUAGUAAGUUUUUGAGAUCGAAAGGAUUUUUAUUAUAUGCGAUAAUAUGUUAGUUUAUGUUUCAACUUAUUGUAAUUCUAAAUUAUGUCACAGUUUGUGAUCAUUUGGCUCUAAUUAGACCUACUGAUGUUGUGUACUGCAUUUGCCAGAAAACAUACAAUAAGAUGGUGAGUUGGAAAUGUAAUCAAUUCAAAAUAUUAAAUCCUACACAAAGCCUGAUGAUAGUGAUCCAUCAAUAAUUAGUGAAUUGCAAUUUUCUGUGGAAUAUUAUAAUAAAGUUUUAUUAGAAAUCAA
Messenger RNA from Armigeres subalbatus, 2177 nucleotides. RefSeq lists its product as uncharacterized. Bases 195 to 1166 code for a protein of 323 amino acids. Gene Ontology annotation, cellular component: plasma membrane; Golgi apparatus; extracellular exosome. Gene Ontology annotation, biological process: negative regulation of amyloid precursor protein biosynthetic process. NCBI's taxonomy places the organism in Eukaryota, Metazoa, Arthropoda, Insecta, Diptera, Culicidae. Gene Ontology annotation, molecular function: amyloid-beta binding. The record is from RefSeq and is a predicted model, not a curated record. The transcript is spliced from 3 exons.